AUGUCUAACCAAGCAAAUGGUUUUAAGGUUUCUCAACCUUUUAUAACAGAUAAACAAUUUCAGAAUUUGUCUUUGAAUGAAAUAAGACAUAUAAUAAAAGAAGAAAGAGAAGAACUUAAGAAAGAUUAUAAGGAAUUAGGAGAAAGAAGAAAAUUAAUUAAAAAAUAUAAUAAAUUGAAAGAAGCUAGAGAAAAAGUAAAAAAAGGUAUUGAUAUAAAAAAAGAAAGGAAGAAAAAAGUAAAAAAACCUCCUAAAAAGAAAAAGAUAAAAUCAUUUGAAGAGUAUUUUGAGGAAUGUAUAAAAAAUAAAGAGAUUCCAUCAGAUACUCCUUCUUAUUUACGUGAAGCUCUUGAGAGAGCUAUUAAGGAAUACAAUAAAGGACUUAUUAAAGAAAAAUCAUCUUUGGAAAACUUUGCUAACAAAAAUGUUAUUAAAGGAGAACCUGGAUUAAUUCCAGUUGAUUUUUUAAAUAAAAUUCAUAGUACUUUAGAAGAAUUUUUUACAUAUCAUAGAAACAUAAAAUUUAAUAUGCUUUUGGUUUGUUUAAUGGAACAGCAAUUACUUAGUAAAGAUAAAGGAGUUAUAGGAUUGAAUCAAAGUAAGGCUUACUUUACAUCAGGAAUUCGAAAAAAUUUAAAAUCAACAGAUGUAAAUGAAUUAAUUAAUCUUUGCUCUAAAAAUAUUCUUAAAGAUAUAGAUGCUUAUCAAGAAAAUGGAAGUGGAUGGUAUUUUAUUGAAGUAGUUCAACUUGAAAUUCAUACUGUUGAGUUUAACCCAUCUAAGGGAUCAUCUUACAUUCCUCUUCCAGAUUGGAUAUCAAACAAAAAAGCAAUUGUUAAUAUUCAAAACAAAGAUGAGAAAUGCUUUCUUUGGUGUAUACUUAGAUAUCUUCAUCCAAAAGAAAAUCAUGAAGAAACACUAAAAGAUUUAAAAGAAUAUGAAAAUUCUCUUAAUACUAAAGGAAUUAGUUUUCCUAUGAAAUUAAAAGACAUUACAAAAUUUGAAAAACUUAAUCCAGAACUUCCAGGAAUAAAUGUUUUUUCAGCUGAUAAUUAUAUUUUUUAUCCUUUGAGAAUGGCAGAGAGAGAUUGUUUAAAUACUAUUGAUUUAUUUUUGUACGAAGAAGGUGGUGUUUCGCAUUACACACUAAUCAAAAAUUUUCAUCGUUUGAUUAAGUCUCAAAAAACUAAGAGUAAGAAUGGUUCAAUAUUUAUUUGUAAAAGAUGUUUUACACAUUACACUAAAGAAGAAUUAUUACAAAAACAUAUCUUAUACUGUUCAAAUAAUGAAACAGUGUCUGUAAAAAUGCCAGAAGAAGGUACAAUGCUAUAUUUCAAAAAUUACGACAAUCAACUUCCAAUUCCUUUUGUAGUUUAUGCAGAUUUUGAAUGCUUUACUAAACCAAUAAAUACUUGUAUUCCUAAUCCAAAAGAAUCUUAUAGUUACAACUAUCAAAAACAUGAACCAUCAGGAUUUUGUUUUUACAUUAAAGGGAUAGACCCUAAUAUAUCAUUUAAACCAAUUAUUUACACAAAGACUAAUGAUAGUGAUAAUGUAGCUGAGAUAUUUGUUAACAAACUUACAGAAGUAACAAAUAGUAUAUAUAAUGAUUUUUAUCGUCGUCCAAAACCACUUAGAUUAAAUAAAGAGGAACAAAAAUCAUUUGAUAAAGCGGAAAUUUGUCAUAUUUGUAGUAAAGAAUUAAAAAAAGAGAAAGUUAGAGAUCAUUGUCAUUUUACUGGAAAGUAUCGCGGAGCAGCUCAUAACAAAUGUAAUCUUAUGUGUAAAAAACCAAGAAUACUACCAGUUAUAUUUCACAAUUUUCAAGGUUAUGAUGCUCAUUUGUUUAUAAAACAACUUGCUUGUUUACCAGGUGAGUUAAAUUGUAUUCCAUCUACGGAAGAAAAAUAUAUUUCCUUUUCAAAAAAGAUUAAGGUUGGUGAGUAUAAAGAUAAAUAUACUGGAAUAAUUUUACCAAUAAAUUUUGAAAUAAGAUUUAUAGAUUCAUUCAAGUUUCUUCAAACAUCAGUUGCUAAUCUCGUUUCAAAUUUACAACCAGAUGAUUUUUAUAAUACAAAAAAAAUAUUUAAGAAGUAUGUAAAAUUAUUAACUCGUAAGGGAGUUUAUCCGUAUGACUAUGUUUCAUCACUCGAAAAAUUAUCUGAAACACAACUUCCACCAAAAGAGGAAUUCUAUUCAAAAUUGAAUGAUGAAGAUAUAAGUGAUGAUGAUUAUCAACACGCUAUUAAUGUUUGGAAUACUUUUGAGUGUAAAACAAUUAGAGAUUAUCAUGAUCUUUACCUAAAGACUGAUGUUCUACUUUUGGCAGAUGUAUUUGAAAACUUUAGAAAAACUUGUCUAAAACAUUACACCUUAGAUCCAGCACAUUAUUACACAUCUCCUGGACUAGCUUGGGAUGCAUGUCUCAAAGAGACAGGUCAAAAAUUACAGUUACUACAUGAUUAUGAUAAGUUAAUGAUGUUUGAGCGUGGUAUUCGUGGAGGAAUAUCCCAUAUUUCAAAAAGAUAUGCAGAAGCAAAUAACAAAUAUAUGAAAGAUUAUAAUCCUGAUAAAGAAUCUACUUAUAUUCAAUAUCUUGAUGCAAAUAAUCUAUACGGUUGGGCAAUGUCUCAACAACUUCCUAUACAUGGAUUUAGUUGGAAGAGAAACCUAACAAAAGAAAAAGUAAUGGAUAUUCUAGAUAAGGCAAAUCAUAGUAUGUCAAAUCGUGGAAGAAAAGGUUAUAUAUUUGAAGUAGAUUUGGAAUAUCCUAAAAAACUAUGGAAAUCACAUAAUGGCUAUCCUCUAGAACCUGAAAAAAUGAUUGUUAAUGGUGUUGAAAAACUUAUAUGUCAUUUUAAACCAAGAAAAAACUAUGUUGUACAUUAUCGUAAUCUUAGACAAUAUCUUGAGAUGGGAAUGAGGCUUACUGCUGUUCAUAGGGGAAUAUCAUUUUAUCAAAGUUCUUGGAUGGAACCAUAUAUAAGAAAAAAUACAGAACUUCGAAAAACAGCAGCUAACAGUUUUGAGAAAGACUUUUUCAAAUUGAUGAAUAAUUCAGUAUUUGGAAAAACAAUAGAAAAUAUAAGAAAAAGACAGAAUAUAAUUCUUAUUGAUGAUCGUAAAAAAGCUGUAAAAUUAACAAGUCGACCAAACUUUGAUAGAGCAACAAUAUUUGAUCGUAAUCUUAUUGCGGUUCAUAUGAAAAAAACAGAAGUGUAUUUUAACAAACCAGUAUAUGUUGGUCAAGCAAUUCUAGAUUUAUCAAAAACAUUAAUGUUUGAUUUUCAUUACAAUUAUAUCAAAAAGAAAUACAAAAACAAAGCUGAGUUAAUGUUUACAGAUACUGACUCACUUUUAUACCAAAUUCAUACGGAUGAUUUUUAUCGCGAUAUAUCUAAUGAUAUAUUAGAGAAGUUUGACACAUCUGAUUAUCCUCCUGAUCAUGAAUCUGGAAUACUAACAGGAGUUAACAAAAAAGUAAUAGGAAUGUUUAAAGAUGAAGUAGCUGGAAGACAGAUUACAAAAUUUGUUGGCCUUCGUCCAAAGCUUUAUACUUUCAAGAUAGAGGAUGGAAGUUUAACCAAGAAGUGUAAAGGUGUAAAGAAAAAUGUUGUAAAAAAGGGAAUAGAAUUUGAAAAUUAUGUUGAGUGUUUAUUUACCGGUGAAAAGCAAAUGAGAACUAUGAAAAUUAUAAGAAGUGAAAAUCAUGACAUUUACUCAAAGGAAGUAAAUAAAAUAGCUUUGAGUAGUGAAGAUGAUAAAAGAAAGGUCCUUAAAGAUAGAGUUCACACUUUAUCUUUUAGAUAA
Messenger RNA from Porites evermanni, 3810 nucleotides. The record is from the annotation of a GenBank genome assembly. NCBI's taxonomy places the organism in Eukaryota, Metazoa, Cnidaria, Anthozoa, Scleractinia, Poritidae.